AUGGUGAGUUUUAAGGGUCUAUUUACAAAAAAGAUAUUGUUCAGUCUUGUUUUAGGCCAAGUUCUGUCUCUUUUUAUCACAUCAACUGGUUUUUCAUCAUCUGAGCUUGCUAGGAGAGGAAUCAAUGCACCAACAUCGCAAUCUUUAGCGAACUAUGUCUUACUGGCGAUUGUUUAUGGUGCAAUUUUGAUUGGCAGAAAAAAAGGAAUGAAGGCAAAAUGGUACUACUAUUUAGUUCUUGGGCUUGUAGAUGUUGAGGCAAAUUAUCUUGUGGUGAAGGCAUACCAGUACACGUCAUUAACAAGCGUUAUGCUACUGGAUUGUUGGUCAAUCCCAUCUGUCAUAAUCCUUACCUGGCUCUUCUUGAAGACAAAAUACAAGCUCAAGAAAAUUGUGGGUGUUCUCAUUUGUGUUGCUGGUCUAGUGCUUGUUAUUUUUUCAGAUGUACAUGCAGGAGAUCGUAAACAAAGCGGUAGUAACCCUGUUAAAGGGGAUUUGUUGGUCAUUGCCGGGGCUACACUUUAUGCUAUCUGCAAUGUUAGCGAGGAGUUUUUUGUAAAAACGGCUGAUCAAGUUGAACUCUUGGCGAUGUUGGGACUCUUUGGUGCCAUUUGUAGUGGUAUUCAAAUAACCGUACUUGAACGAGAAGAACUCAAGUCGAUCCACUGGUCAUCAGGAGCGGUGCUUCCGUAUGCUGGAUUUGCAGCAGCAAUGUUUCUAUUUUACUCGGGUGUACCGGUCCUGCUAAAGAUUAGUGGCUCUACAAUGCUAAAUCUGUCUUUGUUGACAUCAGACAUGUGGUCGGUUUUGAUACGCAUCUUUGUGUACCAUGAAAAGGUUGAUUGGAUGUACUUUGUAGCAUUUGCUGCUGUUGCUGUCGGGCUGGUUGUUUAUUCAGCGUUCGAUAAAGAAGUGAACAAAACGAAUGGCGAUGCUGCUGAUGAGUUGGAACAAAGUAAAGAUGGUGAUGAGGAAGCUGCUGUGGGCUCGGGUAGGUUAAGCACAACAGUCAAAGGGAUUUGAUGUCAGAGUGUAUUUUUGCAAUAUAAAGUCUGGAAUAUCUCGCUUACCUGAGAUAUUGUUGGUGAGUUUUUUCUUACGACAUUAUGC
Erigeron canadensis is the source of this 1110-nucleotide messenger RNA. RefSeq names its product solute carrier family 35 member F1-like. The transcript is spliced from 11 exons. Gene Ontology annotation, molecular function: transmembrane transporter activity. The record is from RefSeq and is a predicted model, not a curated record. Gene Ontology annotation, biological process: transmembrane transport. NCBI's taxonomy places the organism in Eukaryota, Viridiplantae, Streptophyta, Magnoliopsida, Asterales, Asteraceae. The coding region runs from base 1 to 1023 and encodes 340 amino acids. Gene Ontology annotation, cellular component: membrane.